UCGCUAGCUUUCUGGAUCGCUCUCUCUCUCUCGCAAAUGAAGUUGAAGCUAAAAGCAAAGGAUAAACCGACGGACCACCCUUAUCUUGCCAAGGAAGGUGGCAAAGGAAGAGGAAUGGUGGAUCUAGGAAAUGGUAGCGAAGUCCUUUACAUUCCAAGAUUCAUAUCAUACGAGGAGUCUUGGGAAUACUUGGAUUACCUCAACAAGCACAUUCCUUGGACUAGACCCACUAUUCGCGUCUUCGGCCGAUCCUGUGUUCAGCCCAGAGACACAUGUUAUGUUGCAAAUGCAGGAUUGCCAGAACUAGCUUACAGUGGGUAUCAGCCUCGUGUGUAUUCGUGGGAUGAAUUUCCUCCACUUAGAGAAAUUUUGGACAGAGUCCACAAAGCACUUCCUGGAAGUUGUUUUAACAGCUUGCUCCUAAAUCGGUAUAAGGGUGGUGAUGACUGUGUUGGAUGGCAUUCUGAUGAUGAGAAGCUCUAUGGACCGACUCCAGAAAUUGCCUCCAUUUCUUUUGGAUGUGAACGUGAUUUUCUUUUGAAGAAGAAACCUAGUAAAAUAUCUCAAGCUAAAAGAUUCGAGGGUGAACCUCCUAGCAAAAGAUUAAAGAAGACUAGCCAUUCCAACCAGCACUCAUUUACAUUAAAGCAUGGCUCAUUGUUGCUGAUGAGAGGCUAUACCCAACGGGAUUGGCUCCACUCAGUGCCUAAACGUGCAAAAGUAGAGACAGCACGAAUUAAUCUAACCUUCAGGCAUGUUCUCUGAUUGACUUGUGAUCAAGAAAGUGCUUGUUAAGUGCUAAAGGGUACACAGCAUACAGAAUUCCUUUGAAAUUCUGCUAUGCCUUUUAAGUGCUUUUAUUUUUGUUUGAAAGCUGGUAGAUGUUGCGAAUACACGGUUAAAUACUGUGGAGACUUAGUAUAGAAGGUUUUAACAAUGUAGACAUACAAACAUGUUAAGAUUUUUAAAUUACCUAGAGUGGACUUACAUUUGUAUAUCUGUAUAUUUGCUUGAGUGUGGGAUGCAAAACUGGUGAGGGAAGCUCUCCAUUUUAUCACGUGCAUGGAAAACCAUCCCUGCUCUGCUAAUGAUAGAUAAUGAUAUGGAGCUCAGCUAAUUAGGUCUCAGUACCUGCAACACCAUUACACCUGAACUAAGACAAGGCAAAAAGCAGUAGCACUUUGCACUGGGGAAGGAGCAUCAUCUGCCCUUGUUUUAGACUUCAUUUAGGCCUCUUUUUAACUCUUGGUAAGGUUCAAAAGCUCAUUCAAUUGCUUCAGAAUUUUGUAGCUUCACAAGAUCACUUGUAGACAUGGAUGUAUGGAUUUUCUAAGCUGGAAUAGCUUUGAGUUUCUGA
Messenger RNA from Ilex paraguariensis (yerba mate), 1357 nucleotides. Lineage: Eukaryota; Viridiplantae; Streptophyta; Magnoliopsida; Aquifoliales; Aquifoliaceae. The record is from the annotation of a GenBank genome assembly.